AUCCAAUUCAGAACAUGCAACCACAACACAAACAAGACGAGUCGAGUCUCGGUCUUCUAUCGAUCAUUGCUGAGAAAGAAGAAUGAGGCUGAUGGCUGUCUCUCGAGACCUCCCAGCUGCACUUCUUCUUCUUCUAGUAGUUCUGAUUGGAUUGUCAUCAUCAGUGUCAGCAUUGAAUGGCAAUGGCACUACUAUAGAUAGAGACUUUGCAACUUUCCACGAUGUUCCCUUUGCGCUGUCGACGGCGUUGAUGGGCGUGGACGACCACGACGAUAGUGGCAGUCGUCGGCAAGACUUGUGCAGUCGCUACGAAGCGUAUCGUCAUGGCAAUGUCACCUUACGCCACGCUCUACGGCAGAUGCAACUGCAUGUCUUGAUGCCCGAACGAGGCGAUCGCUUCUUUCGCUACUCCAACACCACGGGCAUUGCACAGUCUUACCCGGGCUUGACGGCCGAUUUGAUGGACCGAUUGGCCAUACGAGCCGGAUUUACAUGGCGCCAAUCGUUUGGGACAUUGCCACAAGUUCCCACCUAUUACAAUUUGACGUACACGGAAAUGCUAUGGUGGGCCGUCAAUACGUACGAUAUCGCGGUAGGCCGAUACGAUCGGUCGUUGGAACGCAUGGAAUUGGGGAUCUCGUAUAUGGAACCCUUUUUUGAUGGAUCCAUUAUUCUCUUGGAUAAAAUAGAAGCAACGGUGGGACUGGCACAAUUGGCACAAGAGCGCGUCUAUUUGGGCAACUGGCUGCGACCCUUUACACCCGACGUCUGGGCACUGACAUUGGUCACCAUUGUGGUUUCGGCACUCAUCUAUCAGUUUAUCGAAUUCAUCAAUGGAGAACGACAAGCCCGAUCCAUGGGGCAGUGGAUUAUGGACAAUCUAUAUCUCAGUGUACUCAGUGCGGCACAGAACUUUGAAUAUGCUCCCUCCACUGCAGCUGGAAGAAUAUUUGCUGUAUCCAUGACCUUUUGGAGUCUGGUCAUGACGGCAACCUACACGGCCAAUCUCGCAUCUCUCUUUGUCGAUGAAAACAAACCCGUUACGUCAAUUUCCACCAUGGAAGAAGCUGCCGCAUUGCAAAUUCCAAUUUGCGUUCUGAGGGAUACCAACAUGGAUAUUCUCAUUAAGCAACGAUAUCAAGGCGUCAAUCGAAUCCCAAAACUGUACGAAUUGGAAAUGUACCAGGCAUUGAAUAAUGGAGAAUGUCAGCUACUGGCAGAAGCCAGAAGUAGUUGGGAGGAACUACAACAUCGAAAGGCAUACAAUCCAGACUGCGAUUUGAAAUGGGUCGGACGAACGGUACAAGGAGUCAAAUCGGGAUUUGCCGUCAAGGCAGAUGUAGGAUACAAAUGCACCAGUCUUAUACGAGAUGUUUUCAAUCUACACAUUCAUGAAAUGGAACGCAAUGGCGAACUGGAUGAUGUAUGGAAAAUGCAUGAAUCGCAAAUUAAGGACGCCAAUUGCAAUGAUGCCCUGGAUUUCGUGCACAAACAAGAAGACUAUACCGGCACGGACGAUCGACAGCGACAACGACAAUUAGGGGGGUAUGAUUCUUACUGGAACAGUGACAACGACAAAAAGAAGAAGAAGUCACAACAAUCCAGCCGGCGCAAAUUAGAAGGUGGUGCUGCGGGUUCUUUUGGAGGCAAAAAUGGAGGAAAUGACGAGAAUACCAAUUCACUGACGCUACGGCAAAUGGCUGGUACGUUUGUCUUUCACUAUGGCAUGAUGUUUUUGGCCAUGGUCACCUGUGUGGCCGCUCCGUUUUGGCGGAAAUUGGAAAAAUCCCUUGGGUGGGCGCAGCCAGAACAGGUCAUUGUACGAUCUCAUGGACCGAUGGUGGGAUCGCCGCCCAAACGGACGUCGAGCAUUAAUGGUGAAAACCGGAAAAGUUGGGGCAUCAACACGUACGUCAUGCCGCAAGAAUUGGCUCCCUUGGACGAGCAGAGUUUGAGCAAUCCUAAUUGCGCGGAAAAAAGAAAGGGUGAUCUCGACAAUUUACAAAAGCAAUUGACGGCGGAUUUGCAAGCACAAAGAGAACACACGGAACGAAAGUUGGACGAUCACAUGGGCAUGGUCGUCAUGGUUCUCAACGAAGUGAGAAAGCAGAACAGGCAACUGCAAAAUCAGGUCCAGGUCGUCGCCAGACAAAACGUUCAACUCCAGGACCAGUUGGAGGACUUGAAAAGGACCAACAACAGCACACAAUCAAACAGUUUGUUGCAGCCAGACAUCAUGGCAGGUGACACGAAGGCAACAACGAGUCUGGCAACCAAGAGCAGAAAACAGAGCAUUCAACUGCAGGAUCUGUCAGAGGACAUAGCACGAGACAACAAACAAAGGCAAAGUCGAGUACGUGUGUCAGAGCAAAAGAAGCCAUCUACGAAUCUGACGAGAAGAAAUCAGAGCAGUCAACUACAGAAUCAGUCGGAGGCACUAAUCAAAGACGGCCGAGUUCAUGACACGUCAGAGCAAAAGAAGGCGUCCAGAAAACAACAACCAGUCGCACUGUCAUCGGCAGCCCAGCAGCAGCAGCAUAACGGUUACGUUCCUUCCAAGCACAUCAUCGAUUUUCUACGUCGACACCAGUUGGAAUUCGAGCAAGAACUGGCAUGAGUUGAAUUGGUGGACAUGCUAAACGGCAUACCAAGAAAGGCACCACGAGAGCCCGGAGCUGCACAAGAUGCUGAUUCAGUCCCGACGGAACUUGGAAGGCUCUGCAGGAACACAACAGAGUGAGUUCGAAGGCCAACGCGAAAGGUGGGAAGAGCCGAACAUGCAUGGCAAUUCAAUGCCUGGCUAGGAACCGGGGUACAUCCAUCCGCGAGCAAGGAUUAGGCAUCCAAGUAGCUACACACUGCUAUAUAGCAUGGGAAGGUUUCGAUUGAGCAUCUAUGAAUCAUUUAGCGUACUAGAAGAGAGGGACAACACUUCCACCCCGUCUUCAUUUGUGGGAUAUUGCAGGGCGGGCUCACUGAUUCCAUACAUCCUCCGAAAAUUGGUCCCACGUAUCAACACGAGACGUGGUUUGGGGUGUUGCACUACUUGGCGUUGCCUUUGAUAAGAGUCGCUUGAGCCUUUGGUUUUCUUUCGUCAAGGCUGCGUUUUCCCACGUCAGUUUCUCAAUGAGGGCGUUCCGCUCCAGCUCCUGCACGAUGGACGAACUGGUUGACCCUUCACCUUGACCUUGGAGAGAGAAGGAGGAUAGAGAUAUCCCUUGUCCUUGGAGAGGUAAGGAGGACAGAGCCGCAGCCGCAGAAGCAGCGGCUGUUGCUGCCGCGGAUAACGCAGCUGCCAACGCCGCCGUGGAGUUGUCCCCUUGGCCGUGUGUACUCGUCGUCGUCGUGCUGAUGGUGGAGGCGGACGAUAAGCUGUCGAGGUGCGGCUGUGCUGCCAACAGGGCUGCCACCGACGCAGAUGCUGCUUGCUGUGCUGCUUUGGUCAAAGAGUGGGGUUCAUCCUGGGACACCUGGGUGCUCGUUGCCACUUCAAUUAUUUGUCUGCUGCAAUGCUCGGUUGUGAUGCUGGGCAGUGUGGAGUCGACUGUGGGAGCCGUUAUCACCGACUCGUGCGAAGCUUGUUUUGGGUAUCGUCGUUGGGCUUCCAAAAAGCUCAAGCUGGGAGUCCAGCCGUGUUGCUUCUUAGCAGGAUUGGAUUGGGGUGCUUUGCCUUUUCCUGUGUGUCUGUCUCUUUGAGCCGACAUGCCCUUUGGGCUUUUUGGGCCUACGGUAGACGCUUGGUUGCUUGGUGGUUCGGAGACCACAAUGGCUUCCGUACUCUCUUUGGCGUCGUUCUUGGAUUCUAGAGCACUUAAACUAGCCCUUCUGCUUGGGCGUCGUUGGAGAUAUCGGCCAUUUUGUAGUUCUCUCCUGCCUCUGCUUUCUUUGUUUCUGGCCCGGGCUUCUUUGUUUCUGGCCCCAGGUUCUUUCUUGCGUGCCCCAACUUUUUGGUCAGCGGCUCUCCCACCGCGCUGUACUCUCUGACCGGGAACCCGUUGUUGGCUUUGCCUGGUAAUAUCCAAACUGCCUGGCGGUGGCGAUGAUCUUCCGCUUAUGCACGGGGUGCUUCCUCGCCUUGCCAUAUGAUUUUGAAUCUGCGACUGCUGCCUGGUUACUGGUAAGGAGCUAGCGCUGGAGCCUAGCCUGUGAUUGACAUCAUGGCGAGUCUUCCUGGGGCGGCUGUCACUAUUAUGGAGGGGCCCUUUCUUACUUGGUUUUGUGCUCCUUUUUAGUUUCUCUUGCUGACUCCUUUGCUGACUCCUUUUUGCAUGAUGGUUGGUUCUGGAAACCUCUGCUCGAUGGGUGUGAGCUCUCUUCGUCCUAAUGUGCUUUACCUCGCUCUCUUGAGAAAACGUGCUCAUGCUUU
Messenger RNA from Seminavis robusta, 4366 nucleotides. Lineage: Eukaryota; Bacillariophyta; Bacillariophyceae; Naviculales; Naviculaceae. The record is from the annotation of a GenBank genome assembly.